AUGACGCAUUUUCCUAUCCGGCCAUUCCCGGCAAUCCGGUGCUCGAUCCGGCCAGCGACGCUCCUGCGCGCACAGAUCUCAGCCGAUUCAACGAGCCGGAUUUCCAGCGAUGAGACUUCCACAGCUCAGCUUCUUCUCGGCGGUGCUAAGGCGACAAGCAUUGCCAGCGCCGUUUGGAAGGGAAUCGUGAGGCCUGGCGACACUGUGGUGGAUGCGACGUGUGGGAAUGGAAUCGAUACGCUGCUCUUGGCUCGACUGGUGUCCCCGGGCUCUCUUCUCGGGCGAGUCUAUGGAUUCGACAUCCAAAAGGAGGCGUUGGAGAGAACUUCUCUUCUACUCGAGCAGCAUCUAACUCCCGAGCAAAGAAACCGAGUUGAGCUCUUCCAUCACUGCCACAGCAAGAUGGGCGAAGUUCUAAAGGAUGUUCGAGCGAGGCUUGUAGUCUACAACCUUGGAUACCUUCCACACGGGGACAAGGAGCUCAUCACUCGUGCUCCAACCACGAUCCAAUCGCUCCACUGCUCGCUCGAUUUGCUCCAGCCAGGAGGGCUCGUGAGCGUGAUAUGCUACGUUGGGCAUCCCGGAGGCCAGGAAGAGUAUGAAGCUGUGAAAGAAUUCGCCUCUCUGCUGCCACCCUCCGAAUGGAUUUGCACACAUUUAGAGCAGCUCCACAGACCGCUGGCUCCGCAUCUCAUUCUCCUGGCCAAGAAGGUAACUCAAUCAACCUUGGAGAAAGUGGAAAAUGACUGUUCUAGUUUUUCUUGACGAGCAACGUGAUCGAAGAACAAGCUCAAGCUUUCAAAGAUUUUGUUGGUGUCCAUGCCUCCAAUAAGUAGAAUCCAGAAAUGCUUGUCCAGCGGAAGAACUUGGUGAUAUUAAGCUCUCGAAGUUCUUCCGAGAACUUUGGAAGUUAGCGUGUUCUUCCCAGAACGUUGGAGGAAUUCCAAGUAAAGAGUUUACCAGUAA
Selaginella moellendorffii is the source of this 966-nucleotide messenger RNA. RefSeq names its product putative rRNA methylase YtqB. NCBI's taxonomy places the organism in Eukaryota, Viridiplantae, Streptophyta, Lycopodiopsida, Selaginellales, Selaginellaceae. The record is from RefSeq and is a predicted model, not a curated record. The coding region runs from base 1 to 765 and encodes 254 amino acids. The transcript is spliced from 6 exons.